GGGCAGCGGCUCCAAAACAAAGGGCAGGCGGCCCGCGGGGCGGCGGCGGCGGGAGGAUGCCUCGCGCCCUGCCAGGGCGCCAACGGCCGCAGCGCGUGCCGGGCAGCGCCGUGGCCGCCUGGGAACCGAGCCCGCGCUGACGGGGGUCCGGGCCGGAUGGGCGCUGCGGGCCGGGGCGCGGACCGCCGAGCGGCCAAAGCUAGAUCUGCUGAUCAGCAAGACCUCUGGAGAGUGGGAAUUCUGACAAGAGAUUUUGGAGAAGCUGGAGAAAGUUCUGAACAGCCAAGACACAGAGGGCUGAGGGCUCUGGAGAGGACAGUGUGCGCUGGAUUCAGGAAAGGAGCCACCAUUCCUCCUGUGACAGACACCAGGAAGCUGCUGACACCUGCCCUCUCGUGACAGUAAAGCAGAAAUCUUGGAGCCAGCCCGUGGAGGUGCCCACCCCGGAGGGCCCUCCCCGGGGCCUUGUGAGGAGUCGAGAUGAGCUCACCAACUUCCUCCAAACUAACAGCGACACAUGUGAUUCUCUGGACUGCCCCGUGAACUGAGUGUGUCCCCCAUUUUACAGAUAAGAUACCCAGUUGUACGCCAUUUUCUGGAAAAACCUCUUUGCCAGUGAGUUGCGGUGGCGCCUUGGCCCUGUCUGGCGUCGUGUCUCCGUAGCCGCGUGGACAGCUGCACACGCCCCCCCAGCGCCGGCGGCUCUCGCGUGCAUGUUUCAGUGUCUGCUUUGUCGGCGAGCCCAGAGCUGCCGUUCUUCGAGUGCCGGCGCCGAGCUGAGCGAGGAGGGUCCAGCGGACACGGUGAAGAUGACAAAGCCCAAGACCUUCCAAGCUUACCUGCCAAACUGUCACCGAACGUACAGCUGCGUCCACUGCAGAACCCACCUAGCCAAUCACGACGAGCUGAUCUCCAAGUCUUUCCAGGGAAGUCAGGGCCGCGCCUACCUCUUCAACGCUGUGGUGAACGUGGGCUGCGGCCCCGCAGAGGAGAGGGUGCUCCUCACCGGCCUGCACGCCGUCGCGGACAUCUACUGUGAGAACUGCAGAACCACGCUUGGGUGGAAAUAUGGUUUGGCCCUGGGAAGCCUCUGGCGCCACCCUCCCGGCCUUCCUCUGAUCUCAGCCUACUUGGAGCUCCUGCUGAAACUCCCAGACUUGCGGCUCUGCCCAGCUCCUGCCCUGGCAGAAGGCGCCUGCCGCUCCUCGCACACCCACCCACCUCCAGCCUGGGAGAGGCCCGGUGGCAUGGCACCUGUCCUCGUGGAGGAGCAUGCCUUUGAGAGCAGUCAGAAAUAUAAGGAAGGAAAAUUUAUCAUUGAGCUUGCCCACAUGAUCAAAGACAAUGGUUGGGAGUAAAGAGAAAACUUUCCAUUU
Molecule: messenger RNA, 1376 nt
Organism: Manis javanica (Malayan pangolin)
Lineage: Eukaryota; Metazoa; Chordata; Mammalia; Pholidota; Manidae
Gene: YPEL1
Product: yippee like 1
Source: RefSeq, a predicted model, not a curated record